UUGCUCCUCCUCCGUGGGGCUGAAGGGAGGUUCACACACUGAAAUCUGAUACAUGUGCUUACAGAUGAGCUCUUGUCCUCGUGAGUUUAUCCUGAUCGCGCAGUCCGUGCGAGAGAAUCGGCUGGUGUAAAUGGAGAUAUCUCGAGAGCCGUGCUUACUUCUGGAUUUCUAGAGCACAAACUGAAAGAAUGAUCUUAUUGCACAGUGCCGAUCACACUCUGGUGCUUUACGUACUUUAUUAUUUCUUUAUGAUUAAUCUCUUUUGAGAAUAGCUCUAACAGGUUGGACUGAAGUUUUAAGCAAUGGAUCCAGUAACGAGGUGGACACCAACACAGGUUGUUGACUGGAUGAGGGGUCUGGAUGACAGUCUACAACAAUAUGUGCACAACUUUGAGAGAGAGAAGAUUAAUGGAGAACAGCUACUGAAAAUCUCCCAUCAGGACCUUGAGGAACUGGGAAUUGCCCGCAUUGGCCACCAGGAACUGGUUUUAGAGGCCGUAGAUCUCCUCUGUGCUCUGAACUAUGGUGUGGAGACAGAUAACUUGAAGAACCUGGUGCUGAAGAUGAGAGCUGUGACCAACAGCCUUCACACUGCAACAUCAGAACGAAGGAAGAGCCCUACGUAUGAAAGCAACACGUCUAGCAAGCUCCCAAAUGAAUUCCUCUCCUCUGUGGUUGAACUUAUUGGAGCAGCCAAAAGUCUCCUGGCAUGGCUGGACAGAACACCAUUGACGGGGAUCAGUGAUUUCACCACCACCAAGAACAAAAUUAUUCAGUUGUGUCUGGAACUGACCACUACAGUGCAACAGGACUGCACCAUCUAUGACAUGGAAGAGAAGAUUUUGGAUGUUUCAAAGGUAUUGAACACUAUUUGUGACCAGACUGUGAGAACCACCUCUGAUCCUCUCAUGAGCCAGUCAGCAUGUCUGGAGGAAGUUCAGCUGACCAACAUCAAACCAGGAGAGGGAUUGGGCAUGUACAUAAAAUCCACCUACGAUGGGCUUCAUGUCAUCACUGGCACCACUGAACAUUCCCCAGCAGAUAUGACACACAAGAUCCAUGCUGGAGAUGAAGUCAUCCAAGUCAAUCAGCAGACAGUGGUGGGUUGGCAGCUGAAGAACCUGGUGGCCAAGCUGAGAGAGGACCCUAAAAGUGUGGUGCUUCUUUUAAAGAAAAGGCCCACAGGAACCUCAGGAUUUACCCCAGCACCUCUCAAAAACAUGCGCUGGAAACCGCCCGUGCCUCAGAGCUCCACGUCUCCUAGUAAGAGUCAGUCAGACAAUUCUGCCAAACUCUGCAGUAGAAAGGACAAGCCGGCCAUUCUGGACCUGUACAUCCCUCCACCUCCAUCAGUGCCUUACACACCACGGGAAGUACGGAACAGCUCAUACACCAGCCUUAAUGUCAGACCUAAAGGCUCGGAGUCCCCAAACUCCUUCAUGGACCUGGAGAGCCACCGGCGCUUCACCAUUGCGGACUAUGACAAACUGUCUGUUCAACCACUUGAGGUCAACGUACAGAUGCGUCCAAGAGGAAGAUCCUCUUCACAAGGUAAACCACGACCUCUGUCAAUGCCUUCGGAUACAUGUUUGAGCGUGGCAGAACUGUAUGCAAAGCCCUGGACACAGGGACGGAAAGGUGAAGAUCUUCUGUACAGAUACCUAAGUAACGAACGCAUACCAACUAUCGCUGAGGAGGCCCCGGGCCCAGCCUCGUCUUACAAGUUCACAGCCGAAACACCUGCUUAUGUGACCAACUACUCACGGAACAGCCGAUUCCUUGUCAAUGUGGAUCUACACAACAGCGCCACCAUACCUUAUCAAGAGGACUUAGUCAAAAAGACCCCCGUGACAUCCACCCCCAAACGGCCCCCCGCGGAGCCCUCGCUACUGGUCAGUUGGAUCACACGGCUUAAGCUAUUGACUCACUAAUGUCAGCUUGCCUUCACCCUUUGUCCAGCUGUGUCCGAUGACUCUUUUCUCAUGUACUUUUUCAUGCUUUCACUCUCCUUUUCUUGGGGUAUUUCUUUGUGCCUCUUAUUUGUCUACAUUACCACUUGACUAGAUUGCCUAGAAUGUGUCUAAAAUGACUAGAAUUUAACCUCAGAAAUGUAUGUUUGGAAACACAUGUGGGCAAAAAUGAGAUACAUUAUCUCUGCUUAACUCAGUUGUCUUUUCAGAAAGAAUGACUUGUACACCACAGUAUUAAUUUGCAUAUUAAGCCACUUGAAAAUGUAUAUCUACCUCAGCUAUUUCCACAGUGGAAUCCUUGAAAUUCAAAGCGUUCAUGGAACAGUAGUACAUAGUUUAUAGUUGAGGGGGAAGAAAAAAAAAAUUCCAGUCAUUUUUCCCAUUCCUACUGAACCCCAUGUCUUUCCAAACAGUUUAGUCAACUAAUUUCUAAUUAGAGAAACAAAUGCAUCCUGUUGUUUCUCUUGUCUUUUGCUUUGGAUGUAAAACCUUCAAUAGAUGUAAUUGGAGGGUUCAACAAACUUUUUUUUCAUAUGGUUACAUUUUAUUGUUUUCUGUGUGUUAAGAGUAUGUUUUUUGAGUAAGUUAUUUUUGUUUUACACCAAAGGAAUACAUUUUUGAUCUUUUACAUUUGUGAUACGUUACAAUGGGUAUAUUGAUAGGAAUAUUUUUCCAAAUGCUUAUUGCAUUUUGAAAACAUUUUUUUCCCCUUAUUUUUUAUCAAUGGUAUAGUUUACUCAGUAAUUCUGACAUCAUUUACUCACCCUGUGUUGUUCCAGAUCUGUGGUGUUUAUGCUUUGCAGGUUGUCCAAACUUUAUUUUUCAUAAAUUAAAUGACCGUAAAUUUUUAUUUUUAGGGUUUUAAAGAAAAACAACUCAGACGUUGUUCAAAAAAAUCUAGUUUUGUGUUCCACAAAAUAAGGAAAAUAAUAAGGGUUUUGAAUUAAGGGUAAAUAAAUGAUGGCAGCUUUCUUAGCUUGUCAUUGUAAAAUCUAUGCUUUUUAGCCAUUGCUGAUGGCAAAUCAUUUUUGAUUGAGGAAUCAUAGGACCAGGUUCAUACAGUAGGGUGACUAUGUUGCUCUGGACCAGUGGUGUUUUCCCACUGCCAGAUAAAUGGAAACAAAUAGUACAAAUAAGAUUGAGCACUGUAUAAAUCACUAUUUCAGCUGUAAUGUUGUUUUCACUGAACGCUGGGUUUUAUAUCAGUAUUUUGCAUUUCUGUAUUAUGCAGAAGGGAUUAUGUCAUAUUAACUAUUAGUCUAAGAUGGUUUUCCCUCCAAAUUAACUCUUUUGUACCACACUUACAUUUUGUACCACAUUAGUUGCUUCUUUCCAUUAAAGCUGCUGUUCCUGA
This is a messenger RNA of Onychostoma macrolepis, 3324 nucleotides long. Its product is annotated as connector enhancer of kinase suppressor of ras 3-like. Gene Ontology annotation, cellular component: cytoplasm; membrane. NCBI's taxonomy places the organism in Eukaryota, Metazoa, Chordata, Actinopteri, Cypriniformes, Cyprinidae. Gene Ontology annotation, biological process: regulation of signal transduction. The record is from RefSeq and is a predicted model, not a curated record. Gene Ontology annotation, molecular function: protein binding. Bases 303 to 1931 code for a protein of 542 amino acids. The transcript is spliced from 13 exons.